Messenger RNA from Condylura cristata (star-nosed mole), 7701 nucleotides. RefSeq names its product glutamate receptor, ionotropic, N-methyl-D-aspartate 3A (gene GRIN3A). Gene Ontology annotation, biological process: monoatomic ion transport; synaptic transmission, glutamatergic; ionotropic glutamate receptor signaling pathway. Gene Ontology annotation, cellular component: postsynaptic membrane; plasma membrane. The transcript has 9 exons. Bases 644 to 3988 code for a protein of 1114 amino acids. Gene Ontology annotation, molecular function: NMDA glutamate receptor activity; transmitter-gated monoatomic ion channel activity involved in regulation of postsynaptic membrane potential. Lineage: Eukaryota; Metazoa; Chordata; Mammalia; Eulipotyphla; Talpidae. The record is from RefSeq and is a predicted model, not a curated record.
GCGGCGACUGGGCGGAAAGAGGACGGAAAGAAAGGAAGAGAGGAAGUAGCGAGGGAAGAAGCAAAAUGAAGGCAGCGCUGGGGGAGCCCGCGAGAGGGUGGCCGACGGGGGAGCGAGGACCGUGUCGCUGCUGCUUUACCGCACCACGGGCGUGAACAGCUUUCCCUGCGCGACCCCAGGAAAUAAGUAGGUCUCGCCUGGGCGGAAAAGGAAGAGAAAAGAGUCCAAGUGAGCGCGUUGCCUCCUCUGACACCGUUGCCCCCUCGAAACUCAGGCUGUGUCUCAGCCCAGCCUCCCCGCGGGACCGGACACAGUGCUGGAGCCGCCCUGCAGAUGGGGCGGGCAGGGAGCGGGCACCCAAGCCGCGGGUGACAGGCGCUGGCCUGCCCGCCUGCCCGGCGCGGCGCAGGGACCGGGCGGGCACAGAAUGCCCGGCAGAGGGAUCUGGGAGCCGGCUCUGGGACUGCCGAGGGCGUGCUAGGCUCCAACUUGGAUGGCGCGGAGACCGCUCCAGCUUCUGGGACCGCCACGCCGCGUCGAGUGAGCUGCGCGCGGGACCUGGGGGCGGAGACCUUAGGCGGUGGCUGCAGCGGGGCAAGCUGGGCGCAGGAGGGGGCGCGCUUUCUCCCUGCGGGUCUCAGUAAUGAGGAGACUGAGUUUGUGGUGGCUGCUGAGCAGGGUCUGUCUGCUGCUGCCGCCGCCCUGCGCACUGGUGCUGGCCGGGGUGCCUGGCUCCUCCUCGCACCCGCAGCCCUGCCAGAUCCUCAAGCGCAUCGGGCACGCGGUGAGGGUGGGCGCAGUGCACUUGCAGCCCUGGACCACGGCCCCCAGCACGACCAGCCGAGUUCCAGACGGCCACCCGGCAGGGCCCCAGAGGGAUGAGCCGGAGCCAGGGACUUGGCGGCCCCCGGCGCCUUCUCCCGGCGCACGAUGGCUGGGGAGCGCCCUGCAUGGCCGGGGGCCGCCCGGCGCCCGGAAGCCCGGGGAGGGUUCUGGAACCGAGACCCUGUGGCCACGGGACGCUCUCCUUUUUGCCGUGGACAACUUGAACCGCGUCGGAGGACUGCUGCCCUACAAUCUGUCUUUGGAAGUAGUGAUGGCCAUCGAGGCGGGCCUGGGCGAUCUGCCACUGCUGCCCUUCUCCUCUCCUAGCUCGCCGUGGAGUAGUGACCCUUUCUCCUUUCUGCAGAGCGUGUGUCACACUGUGGUGGUGCAAGGGGUAUCGGCGCUGCUCGCCUUUCCUCAGAGUCAAGGCGAGAUGAUGGAGCUCGACUUGGUGAGCUCUGUCCUGCACAUUCCAGUGAUCAGCAUCGUGCGCUACGAGUUUCCGCGGGAGAGUCAGAAUCCCCUUCACCUACAACUGAGUUUAGAAAAUUCAUUAAGUUCUGAUGCUGAUGUCACUGUCUCAAUCCUGACCAUGAACAACUGGUACAAUUUUAGCUUGUUGCUGUGCCAGGAAGAUUGGAACAUCACAGACUUCCUCCUCCUCACCCAGAGUAACUCCAAGUUCCACCUCGGGUCUGUCAUCAACAUCACCACCAACCUCUUCUCCAGUGAGGACCUCUUGAGCUUCCUACAGGUCCAGCUUGAGAGCAUUAAGAAUAGUACGUCCACCAUGGUGAUGUUUGGCUGCAACAUGGAGAGCAUCCGACAGAUUUUUGAAAUUACCACUCAGUUUGGGUUAACACCCCCUGAGCUUCGUUGGGUGCUAGGAGAUUCCCAGAAUGUGGAAGAACUGAGGACAGAAGGCCUGCCUUUGGGGCUUAUUGCUCAUGGAAAAACAACACAGUCUGUCUUUGAGUACUAUGUACAAGAUGCCAUGGAACUGGUCGCCAGAGCUGUCGCUACCGCUACCAUGAUCCAGCCAGAACUUGCACUCAUUCCCAGCACGAUGAACUGCUUGGAUGUGAAAGCCACAAACCUUACUUCAGGACAGUAUUUAUCAAGGUUUCUAGCCAACACCACUUUCAGAGGGCUCAGUGGUUCCAUCAGAGUAAAAGGUUCGACUAUCAUCAGCUCAGAAAACAACUUUUUCAUCUGGAAUCUGCAACAUGACCCCAUGGGAAAUCCAAUGUGGACCCGCUUGGGCAGCUGGCAAGAUGGGAAGAUUGUCAUGGACUAUGGAAUAUGGCCAGAGCAGGCCCAGAGGCACAAAACCCACUCCCAGCACCCAAGUAAGCUGCAUUUGAGGGUGGUUACCCUGAUUGAGCAUCCCUUUGUCUUCACAAGAGAAGUAGAUGAUGAAGGCUUGUGCCCUGCUGGCCAACUCUGUCUAGACCCCAUGACUAAUGAUUCUUCGAUAUUGGACAGUCUUUUCAGUAGCCUCCACAGCAGUAAUGAUACGGUGCCCAUCCAGUUCAAGAAGUGUUGCUAUGGGUAUUGCAUUGAUCUGCUCGAGAAACUAGCAGAAGACAUGAACUUUGACUUUGACCUCUAUAUUGUUGGGGAUGGAAAGUAUGGAGCCUGGAAAAAUGGGCACUGGACUGGACUAGUGGGUGACCUCCUGAGUGGGACAGCACACAUGGCGGUCACUUCCUUCAGCAUCAAUACUGCACGAAGCCAGGUGAUCGAUUUCACCAGUCCUUUCUUCUCUACCAGCUUGGGCAUCUUGGUGAGGACCCGAGACACAGCAGCUCCCAUUGGAGCCUUCAUGUGGCCACUCCACUGGACAAUGUGGCUGGGGAUUUUUGUGGCUCUGCACAUCACUGCCAUCUUCCUCACUCUGUAUGAAUGGAAGAGCCCCUUCGGUAUGACUCCCAAGGGGCGAAACAGAAGCAAAGUCUUCUCCUUCUCUUCAGCCUUGAAUGUCUGUUAUGCCCUUUUGUUUGGUAGAACAUCAGCCAUCAAACCCCCAAAAUGCUGGACAGGAAGGUUUCUAAUGAACCUUUGGGCCAUUUUCUGUAUGUUUUGCCUUUCUACGUAUACUGCUAACUUGGCUGCUGUCAUGGUAGGUGAGAAGAUCUAUGAAGAGCUUUCUGGAAUACAUGACCCUAAGCUACAUCAUCCCUCCCAAGGUUUCCGCUUUGGAACUGUCCGGGAAAGCAGUGCUGAAGAUUAUCUGAGGCAAAGUUUUCCAGAGAUGCAUGAAUAUAUGAGAAGGUACAAUGUACCAGCCACCCCUGAUGGCGUGGAGUAUCUGAAGAAUGAUCCAGAGAAAUUAGACGCCUUCAUCAUGGACAAAGCCCUUCUGGAUUAUGAAGUGUCAAUAGAUGCUGACUGCAAACUUCUCACCGUGGGGAAACCAUUUGCCAUUGAAGGAUAUGGCAUUGGCCUCCCACCCAACUCUCUACUCACCUCCAAUAUAUCCGAGCUCAUCAGUCAAUACAAGUCACAUGGGUUUAUGGAUGUGCUACAUGACAAAUGGUACAAGGUGGUUCCCUGUGGCAAGAGAAGCUUUGCUGUCACUGAGACUUUGCAAAUGGGCAUCAAGCACUUCUCGGGACUCUUCGUGAUGCUGUGCAUUGGGUUCGGUCUGUCCAUCCUGACGACUAUUGGUGAGCACAUAGUGUACAGGCUGCUGCUGCCGCGAAUCAAGAACAAGUCCCGGCUGCAGUACUGGCUCCACACCAGCCAGAGACUACACAGAGCACUAAACACAUCAUUUGUAGAAGAAAAGCAGCAGUGUCUCAAGACUAAACGUGUGGAAAAGAGGUCUGAUGUGGGACCACGUCAGCUCACCGUGUGGAAUACCUCCAACCUGAGUCACGACAGCCAGCGCAAAUACACCUUCAGUGAUGAGGGAGGACAGAACCGCCUGGGUGUCCGGAUGCACCGGGACAUCCCUCUCCCACUGCGGAGAGAGCUGCCCACCUCCCUGACGACCAACGGGAAAGCAGACUCCCUGGGCGGCGCCCGGAACUCGGUGCUGCAGGAGCUGUCGGAGCUGGAGGAGCAGAUCCAGGUGAUCCGGCAGGAGCUGCAGCUGGCUGUGAGCAGGAAAACAGAGCUGGAGGAGUAUCAAAGGACAAGUCGGACUUGUGAGUCCUAGGGGAUCCUGCUGCUCCCCUCUCCGGGUUCCCAGCCCUCCUCUGAGCCCUUGAGACACUUUGUAAUGCUCUUUUGUAACCACAGACUCAGGUGUGGGGGAAGCUGAGGCCCAGGUCUUCUAGCAGAUCAAGUCUGCACUCCCUCGCCUGAAAAAGCAGCAGCAGCAGCCCCCAAGCUCACUCCCUAGGUCUCCAGGUUAGCAGCGUGGUCUUGGGGGGUUGGCCCCAUGUAAAGUCUGUGAAUAACCAAACCAGCCCAGCUCCUGUUACCCUUUCCACCUGGUGCCACAGUAUUAUUUCUGGGUUUUAGCCCUUUCUCUGCACUAGCAACAAGAAGAGAGAAAAUGGUUACCCAUCCCUGUGUCUUACUGGGUUGCUUAUUUCCAUCUUAGCAAAGAACAGGAUUGUCUACGUUUGUAGCUUUUGAUACAACUCUCCAACUUCCAUUCCUACAGUGAGUGUGGAGCAGGGUAAGGGCUGGGGAAUUAUAGGACAGGAAGGUGUAUAAAUAAAAAGUGAACUGAGCUCAUUCACAUCACAGCAGGCCAAGGACUGAUGAGACGCUCCGGUGUCCCCCAGCCCAUCCUGGCUACCAUUUGUAAGAGCUUGUUUACGUGCCACUGUGAAAUGGGACAGGAAUGUGGCAGGCAGAAAAGAGUGACAUUCAAAAUGUACACCCUGCUUUUAGAACAGAAGCUUGGGCCAGGAGAGCAAUUUGGCAAAAGAAAGAGGACUAUCCUUUUCAUCUAACUAAGCAUCCCCAUUAUCGUGUGUGCCUUUUGUAAAAGACAAGAGAAAAGCAUGGAUGUGGCCUUUAGGAUGAAGCUGAAAUAGUCCAGCUUGUAGCCUCCACAGGACAUGUGAGCUGGCACUGUGAGUUAAGAAACAGUUCUCUAACCACAUACAAGGCCAUUUUCAGAUCAGCCGUCACCUGUCCCUUGGCUGUCAGAAUCCCUAAAGUGAGCCCGAACCCUGGGAGCAACCUGAGCUUCAACAUUCAGAAACAUGCCCUGUUCGUUCAUGUCUAUGGUCUAAGUACCAGGUCAGCCCCCAGCCUCGCCCACUCAUCUCUGAAGGACUGUGAGCAUGGUCAGGCCCUCCAGUUCCCAUCUAGUGUCCCCAAGAGACUGACAGGAGUCUGGUUUCCCCUCUGCCUAGGCAUCCCUCCCACGGUGUGCAACUGCUUGGGCAUGCAGAAGGGAGAGGACUUUGGGAACGGCAGAACUUGUUUCCAGUGCCAGUGUAGACAGGACUCAUCUAGGAGCUCUUUAGACUGCUUGGAGCCUUCCCCAGAGACUGGCAGCAGCCUGCAAUGAGCUCAAAACCUCCUGUUAUCCAGCACCCUCAGGUGACUGACACACGUGAUCCCCAAAGUACUCUCAUCCAGAAGUCUGGCUGCCGAGGCAUGGAGAGAAGUAAAAAGAGCCUUUGGAGACAUUUUUUGAGCUUCCGCACAUACCUACUGCUUCACCCUCUACUCCUGCCCUCUGACCCUGGGACACCAUUUAGCACUAGACUUCUGGGCUUGGUCUUCUGGGCCCUCCCGCUCUACCUGCUUCCAGUGAUUGCCCAGACCUGCGCCCUGAAACAGCUGCAGUCAUUGCAAAGCCUCCUCAGUCACUAAUGCUCCCCCUCUGCUUCUGGACACCACUCCUGCAUUUCCACUAGUGCUACCUGGUCUCCCAGGGAAAGGUAACACCCUAGGCUAUAAUUAGAUAUCACUUCAGCCAUUAGUGAAUUUUCUAAGAAACCCUGGGAGUGGAUUAGUCACAGAGACUGAUGAGGGAGGUGAAAGGAUUGGAAAGUCAGACUCCAUCAAGCUCACAGAAAGAGUUCAAUGAUGAGAGAAUGGAAGAAACUGGAAGCAGAGGCCAUGCUGCCUAGAGAUACCUUACGCUCCUGUGUGCUCACCCAGGCCCAGAUUAGGUCUGCAACUCCCUUCGGAAGACUCCGCCCCUUGGCCAUCCCCACUCACCUGCUGGAGCUCAGGACGCUGUAGACUCUGCCAUCACGCUCUGCACAUGCCUGGGCCUCUACACAGCCCGGGAGGCUGAUACACAGGUGUACCUCAGUCCACAUCACACCACGCCCCUAAUGUUGUACAUGGACAUUUUUAUAAUUCAGCUCACAUUCAGACUGUACUUGAGAAGCUGGCUACUUAAAGGAACCCAGAAGUGAAUUAUUUUGUAAAGUAAAGAAUCCUUUUGUAAUGCAAUCGAUUACCCCUUAAUGUAUGUUUUGUAAGUUUGGAUUUUUUGUAUAUCGGGUUUCCUUUCAGCUUCUCUACCAAGGUGUUCUGAGCAGUGGUGGUAACACACCAGAUGUCCCUGUCUCUAGCCACUAAGCAGGGUCCAGUGCAUGGCUCCUAAGGCAUCUUCUGAGGAAUGGUGUGGUCAAAACUGUCGCCAAGGUAUAGCAAGAAACAGCAGGGGUUGAAGGCACACUGACAGUCCUCAACACUGCUGAAUAGGUCUCCAUGUUCUGGAUAAAGAACAAACCAUAAUUGCUGUGGUGAAUUGAAAGUCUUCAUGUUAAAUAGCAAUGGUUAUUUUUCUCAGUAGUAAUUGAAUAGUGUUUUGCAAUUUGUGAAACAGUGUGUUGUAUUUGGUAAAAAGAAUUCAUGAUGUGGUGGGUCCUUUGAAAACCCUCCUUUCUGUUCUCUCAACUCUCCUCAGGCUCAAAAAAAAUUCAGAAAAAAGUCUUAAGGUGGAGGGAGGUACCUUGAUAAGAGGAAAUGAGGGGUGCUCCCUUACCUGCUCUCGUGGGCUCCUGCUGCAUGAGACCAGGGAAGCCUCCAUUCUUUUGCAAGCCUAGGUGUUGGGGAACCUAGAACAUGACAACCUGUAACCCACCCCAACCCCUUUCCAAGGGGAAUUCCGGACACAGGAAGCACACAAUAACACAGAUGGAAAAGUGGGAACAGGCUUGGUUCAUGUGAAGAAUGAGACUGUACAUGCCUCAAGGUAGAGGAGCAAGGGGAUCCCUCCACCAAUUAAAGACAGGUUGGAGGAACGACUGGAACAGAGCAGUCAGGCAGCGGGGGGACCCCAUCUGUUGAGGUCUUUAACGUACCUGGAGGUGACUCUCCGUGAUUAAUGCUCUUGCUGUUGCACAGCCCUAUGUAGGAGAGGCUGCUUCCUGCCAACAGACAAGUGUAAGUGGAGCAAGUGGCAAGCAAAACAACUAUGCCACGUGGGCCAAAGAGUUCUCUCUGAGAGCCUAGGAGUGAGUGAGCACUUCCUAAGUAUAGAUAAAGAAUGACAGAGAAAGAAACUUCCUUAGAGCCUCUCUCCCUCCCAGCUCAUAUUUUUAAUAGGCAAGCCGGAAUCCAACCAGUCUUCAGAAGCAAAUGAUUGCUCUCCAUCACCAGUCACUCCCCGUCCCUACACUGUUGACUUACCCUCUCUUCACCCACCCGCACCUUCCACCCAGUCCAGGACUCCCUCCCUCUCUUCAGUUACGUUCCUAAUUGUUUUAUGAAAAUACCGUACUUAUACCUAUUUUCUUAAGGUUUGUAAAAAGUGUUUGCAUUGUGUCUUCAUUUUAAUGUGUUUGCAAUCGCUCCGCUCCAGGAAGAACUGAAGUGCUGUCUUGUGAGCAUGAAGUGAACAGGCUGUUUUGCUCCAGCCACUUUUCUUGUACAACCACGUGGAUGGACUAGAUGUCCUCAGGUCUCUUCCAUCCUCAGUUUCUAUGACUGUGGAAUAAAUGUUCA